Molecule: messenger RNA, 567 nt
Organism: Phragmites australis (common reed)
Lineage: Eukaryota; Viridiplantae; Streptophyta; Magnoliopsida; Poales; Poaceae
Product: RING-H2 finger protein ATL70-like
Exons: 1
Coding region: 72-476 (134 amino acids)
Source: RefSeq, a predicted model, not a curated record
GUCACGCAAUGAAACUCCAGUCCAGCAUCGCCAGAUAGCUCCUUUGUCGCGGCGCCGCGCCGGCUACCCGGAUGGUGAAGCUGGAGGUCGGCUUCGCCGUAGUCAGCGUCCUGGCCGUCGUCACCGUGGCCUUCCUGCUCCGCGCGUGCUCCCGCAGGGCCGCGCCCGCGCCCGCGCACCGAAGGGAUCAGGAGCGCGGCCGUCGCACGGCCACGGCGGACGUCGAGGCGGGGCUCCACGAGGCCGCGCUCAGGGCGCUGCCCAAGUUGGUGUACGGCGAGGCGGUGGCGAGCGGGACGGCGAUCGACGCGUCGACGUGCUGCGCGGUGUGCCUGGGCGAGUACGCCGGCGGGGACGUGCUCCGGGUGCUGCCCGAGUGCGCGCACGCCUUCCACCAGCGCUGCAUCGACCGGUGGCUGCGCCUGCGCCCGACGUGCCCCGUCUGCCGCUCGCCGCCGGUGCCCGGCCCUGCUUGAUCGAUUGUUAGUUCUCAGGGAGAGCCGGGGUGCAGACUGUAAAGUACAAGCAUUGUAGCAUAUGAAAUGGAAGGGCAAGUGCAAAAGAAAA